AUGACAAGUCAUACAAGUAUGACGUCACAAAGCGAUGUUGUUAUUAGUGGCAUUUCGUGUCGUCUGCCAAUGUCGAAUAACAUGGAAGAAUUGAAAAACAAUCUUUUAAAUGGUGUCGAUACGGUCCAGUGUGAUAAACCGAGGAUGAAUACUGGUUUGUCAUGGGAAGAAACGAAGGUCCUUGCUCCUAAUGGAGUAGUUCUUGCAUGCCACAAUGCGAAAGACUCGGUGACUGUGUCAGGACGUAAAGAUGUUGUAGAAACAUUCGUCAACACUGUCCUGGAUAAAGGCAUAUUUGCAAAACUUCUCAAUACCAACGGCAUUGCGUUUCAUUCUAAAGAUUUAAAGGCGGUUGAAAAACCAUUUAGCAAAUCUCUCAAACAGAUCAUUAAAAGUUCAAGAACAAAUACCGAACAAUGGAUCAGCACAGUUAUGCAUGAGAAUCUGUUGGACAGUGGACAAACCCGGUGUUUUUCAGCGGAUUAUCUGACAAAAAGUUUGACAACUCCGGUCUUCUUUUACGAAGCAAUACAAAAAAUUCCGAAAGGCUCCGUUGUCAUAGAAGUGGCACCACACUGUUUACUUCAACCUUUGUUAAGGCGUGCGUUAUCCGGUAGCUUCUGUAUUGCUGGGCUUAUGAAACGAGGCCAGACAGACAUGUCAUUCUUUCUGUCUAAUCUUGGACGAUGUUUCGAAUGGGGACUAAAUUUUAACCCUCAGACUUUGGACGGUCCAGCGUUGUUUCCAGUUCCCACUGGAACACCCACUGGAUAUCUUCACUUGAUUUGCAAAUCGUUUUCAAAAAUGCUAGGAAAGCACUACGGAUCGCAAGCCAUAAAAUUCAGAGGUGUAGAAUUUCACAGUGCGGUCGUUCUGAAAGCGGAAACCACUUGUAAAUAUGAUAAAGAUAAGACAGAAACAAAGCCGUCACUAGCAAUAAAUAUAUUACGAGACACUGGUUACUUUGAAGUAAUAAAAAGGGAUUCACUGGUUGCCACUGGAUUUGUGUUCGAGUCUUGUGUGAACGACAUCCAACGCUUGAAAUCAACAGAGUCGAAUAAAACUGAUGACCAAAACCAAACCUUCGAGCUAAGUCGGACGGAUGUGUAUAAAGAACUAUGUUUGCGGGGAUAUAACUACGGCGAUUCUUUUCAGUACAUACAGGCGUCAGAUUUAUCAGGUCGAAAUGGAUUGAUAAGUUGGCCUGGCAACUGGGUGACCUUCCUAGAUGCUAUGUUGCAAUAUCCGCUGUUGAACAAAAUGAAAAGAGGUCUCUUCCUUCCCAGAUGUAUACGAGAGUGUUUGAUACAUCCAGACAUGGUGACUUCUUUGCCAGUUAAUGCCCAUACACAAGUAAAAUAUACUUUGGCAACAGGUAGUUGCGAAACUGCCAUCGCAGUGAUCCGAGGUUCGCACUACGUUCCAGUUGUUUACCAACCGAGAGAUCUAUCACCUUUACUGGAGUCGCACACAUUUGUGCCAUACUCGUUUGGAAACAGCGAUAACCGAAAGAAAACUGCACUUGCGUGUGGAGGUGACGCCAUAACUGACAAACAAAAUGCCAAACAGCAGACAGAGACAGGAUCAUCAGGGAACAAGUAUGUUAGCGAUGAAGAUUUAAUGAUAUGUGUUAAACUUGUCUUAGAGAACAGUCCAAAUGUCAUCAAUGUCUUAAAGGUUGAAAGUAAAGAUUUGGUCCAAAAUAUCAAAACCUGCAUCUCUAAGAAUCCUCUUCACACAGCUACAUACUACGUAUCAAGCGGCAAUAAGAUAAAGGAAUACAAGAUGUCCGAAGACUUCUACAUUAGGGAUAGGCCAUUGGUUGAAGAUUCAGAACACGAUGGGAAAGAUUUUAACUGUUUUAAGAACACUUUUCAGCUUGUUUUGAUCCGUGAUGAUGUAUACUCAAGGAAGGCUGGUACUUGUAUUUCAAACGUUCUCUCUGAUGAUGGAAAGAAAAAGGUGUGUAUAAUGUCAGAACAGUCAUUUUUCUACAUCUCUCUUGGCGACUUUAAAUGGAUAGAGAAUUUGAAGAAGUUGUUUGCUGAUAUAAGAAAGACACAUUCCCGACAAAACUUGUGGUUGAUUACGGAGGAAAGAAACAGCGGGUUGCUAGGACUGGUGAAAUGUUUGAUACACGAAGAAGGGUAUGAUAAAAUCAGGUGUAUUGUCAAUCUCUCCGAUUCACCAAUAGAAAGUCAAGACAACAUUAUGAAUGAUAUUGUCAGUGCGGACCUGGCUGUUAACAUCUUAAAUGAGUACGGAUGCGUAGGAUCUUUACGAUAUGUGCCACUGAAGUGCAUAUCAAAGAUUCCAACCACAAAUGCGCAAGUCAGAAUCAAAAGAUCUGGUGACUUGUCGAGUUUGACGUGGACACAGUCAGAAGUAGAAAGCGAUGUUGAUCCUAAAAAACAGAACUACAUUGUUUGCUAUUCAGCCUUAAACUUCCGUGACGUGAUGAUAGCAGCUGGUAAACUAUCGCCGUCCGCCAAUCCUGGUCAAUACACGAGCCCUGAAGCCAUGCUUGGUAUGAAGUUCUCGGGUGUUGAUGAACAUGGAAAACGUGUGAUGGGUCUUGUUUCAGACCUGAAGGGUAUAUCAACAUCGGUCGUGACGCGAACAGACUGUGUUUGGGCUGUGCCGGCAGAAUGGACUCUUGAACAAGCAGCAACGGUUCCAAUGGCAUAUCUCUCUGCCUACUUGGCUCUGGUUGUCAAGGGUAACGUAGCUAAGGGUGAGACCGUCCUCAUUCACUCUGGUAGUGGUGGACUGGGCCAAGCAGCUAUAUCCAUCGCUGUAAGGUAUAGAUGUACAAUAUAUACGACGGUUGGCUCCGAUGAGAAGAUGGAAUUCCUACUGUCGAAAUAUCCGAUGUUAGAUAAAGACAAUAUUUUUAGUUCAAGAACAACGGACUUUGAACAGAAAAUACUAAUUGCAACAGGAGGAGCAGGUGUAGAUAUAGUAUUAAACUCAUUAGCUGGUGAUUUUCUCUACGCAAGUGUUCGUGUUUUGAACAGCUGUGGAAGAUUUCUAGAAAUGGGAAAAUACGAUUUGUUUCAAAAUGCAUCUUUAGCUGAAACAACUGAAUUAGACCUUCCUGGUUUCAGCGCUAUUGUGUUAAAAGACGGGUUGUGGCAAAACCAAGAUGAAGAAACAUUCAGAUGUGCUUAUGAAGCAAAAGCACAAGGAGUAAUUAACCUUGACAUUCUAACAAGGGAACUAUUUGAACAGACUUGCGACUGGUUUGUCUGUUUCUCUUCCAUUGUUAGUGGUAGGGGAAACAUUGGACAGACUAAUUAUGGAUAUGCCAACUCCAUCACAGAAAGAGUUUGCGAAAACAGAGCAAAGGAUGGAUUAAAUGGUGUUAAGAAACAGAUGCAAAUUAUGGAUGACAACAGUUUGAGUGACCUCGGUCUUGAUUCUCUCAUGAGCAUUGAAGUGAGACAACUUCUGGAGAGACAAGGAGGGGCAACCAUGUCACUGGAACAAAUUCAAAACAUGACCAUAAAGCAGCUUAAAGAGAUGUCAAAUUGCAAAUAG
Molecule: messenger RNA, 3540 nt
Organism: Mercenaria mercenaria
Lineage: Eukaryota; Metazoa; Mollusca; Bivalvia; Venerida; Veneridae
Product: fatty acid synthase-like
Exons: 15
Coding region: 1-3540 (1179 amino acids)
Biological process (GO): fatty acid biosynthetic process
Molecular function (GO): phosphopantetheine binding; fatty acid synthase activity; oxidoreductase activity
Source: RefSeq, a predicted model, not a curated record